AUGCAGAGAGGGAGCUUUGAAGUGGAGGACUAUAAGUGGGACACAGUUAACGUAAACAGAUAUUUGCGGCCGGUCUACCAAAAUCCGGCGAUGGAAAACGGUGGGGACGCGGCCGAUGUGGUAUCGAGCGUGAAGGACAAUGCAGAGCAAACGGCGCGGACACGGAGCGGUCUAGUGAAGCGGCUUGCCUCUGUUUCAAAUCAGCUCAAGCGCUUGGCAUCGGCCUCGGGACAGAGUAAGGCAUCUCGGUUGGACCGAGCAAAGUCAACGACCGGUCAGGCCUUGAAAGGGCUCAAGUUCAUUAGCAAGGCCGAUGGUGGUGCUGGCUGGACCGCUGUGGAAAAAAGGUUUGUUAAGAUCACCGCCACUACUGAUGGAUUGCUGCUUCGGUCCAAAUUCGGUGAAUGCAUAGGGAUGAACUCAAAGGAAUUUUCCUUGGAAUUGUUCGACGCGUUAGCCAGAAGGAGGAGAAUGAGAGGGGAUGUGAUCGACAAGAAUCAGUUAAAGGAAUUCUGGGAACAAAUAAAUGAUCAAAGCUUCGAUUCCAGGCUUAAGACGUUUUUUGACAUGAUGGAUAAAGACGCCAAUGGAAGACUAUCCGAGGACGAAGUUAGAGAGAUUAUCAAUCUCAGUUCGUCUGCUAACAAUCUAUCAACUAUCCAGAAGAGGGCUGAUGAGUAUGCUGCAAUGAUAAUGGAAGUGCUUGACCCAGAUAAUAUGGGAUACAUCAUGAUGGAGAGCCUUAAGACAUUACUUCUGCAAGCGGAAACACAAUCUAUAAUCACAAAUAGUGAAGAAAGAAAGAAGUUGAGCCACAUGAUUAGUGAGAGGCUUAAACCUACGUAUGACCCUAACCCAUUGAAAAGAUGGUACCGUGGACUAAGAUUUUUCGUGCUGGAUAGCUGGCAAAGAAUUUGGGUGAUAGCGCUAUGGCUCACGAUUAUGGCCAUUCUAUUCACAUACAAGUAUAUUCAAUACAAGAAUAGAGCAGUCUAUGAAGUUCUAGGGCCUUGUGUAUGCUUGGCCAAAGCUUCAGCAGAAACUUUGAAGCUAAACAUGGCCUUGAUUCUGUUACCUGUAUGCAGAAAUACCAUCACUUGGCUUAGAAAUAAGACUAGGCUUGGUGUUUUUGUCCCGUUUGACGACAACCUCAACUUUCAUAAGGUUAUAGCGGUGGGAAUCACGAUCGGAGUAGGCAUACACUCGGGUACCCACUUGGCAUGCGAUUUUCCACGGCUAGUCGCUGCAACUCCAGAGGCAUACAUGCCUCUAGAAAAGUUCUUCGGAGAAGAGCAACCGAAGAAUUACAUGCAUUUUGUGAAGUCAAUGGCAGGGAUAACGGGACUUGUAAUGGUUCUCUUGAUGUUUAUUGCUUUUACACUAGCUAUGCCUUGGUUCAGACGAGGGAAGCUAGAAAAAAAGCUUCCUGGUAUACUAAAGAAACUGGCUAGCUUCAAUGCCUUCUGGUACACUCACCAUUUGUUCGUUGUAGUCUAUAUUCUCCUUAUCGUUCAUGGAUACUACAUAUAUCUGAGUAAGGAGUGGUACAAGAAAACGACGUGGAUGUACCUGGCAAUACCAGUAGCUCUCUAUGCAUGCGAGAGAUUAAUACGAGCAUUCAGAUCCAGCAUUAGAACGGUCAAAGUUGUUAAGGUCGCGGUGUAUCCUGGAAAUGUAUUGACGUUGCACAUGUCAAGGCCUAAGAACUUCAAAUACAAGAGCGGUCAAUACAUGUUUGUAAACUGCCCAAAAGUCUCACCAUUUGAAUGGCAUCCAUUUUCAAUAACUUCCGCGCCACAAGACGACCAUCUGAGUGUUCAUAUAAAAUCACUGGGAGACUGGACGAAGGCUCUCAAAAAAGUUUUCUCCGAAGUGUCUAAUCCACCUCCGGCCGGAGAUACGUUGCCUGAUGCAAAUAAUCCCGACUUCCCGAAAAUCAUGAUUGAUGGUCCGUACGGUGCACCAGCGCAAGACUACAAGAAAUACAAGGUGGUUCUACUAGUUGGCCUUGGGAUCGGGGCCACGCCGAUGAUCAGCAUUGUCAAGGACAUUAUCAACAAUAUGAAAGCCAAGGAAGAGGCUCAAAUCAACCAUAUGGAGAAUGGAUCGCGACAAGAGCAACAAAGUAAGAAAGAAAGCUUCAAGACGCAAAGGGCUUACUUCUACUGGGUAACGAGGGAGCAGGGCUCGUAUGAUUGGUUCAAGAACAUCAUGAACGAGAUUGCUGAACGGGACAAAAGUAAAGUCAUAGAGCUACACAACUAUUGCACCAGCGUCUAUGAAGAAGGUGAUGCUCGUUCCGCGCUCAUACAUAUGCUUCAGUCUCUAAACCAUUCUAAGAAUGGUUUGGACAUUGUCUCUGGGACAAGGGUCAUGUCCCACUUUGCCAAACCUAAUUGGAAAAACGUCUACAAACAAAUAGCCGUGGAUCAUCCUGACUCCAAUGUUGGAGUGUUCUAUUGUGGAACACCGGCAUUAACAAAGGAACUAAGACAUCUAGCUUUGGAAUUCACACACAAGACAAGCACUAGAUUCUCCUUCCACAAAGAGAACUUCUAA
Molecule: messenger RNA, 2559 nt
Organism: Arabis nemorensis
Lineage: Eukaryota; Viridiplantae; Streptophyta; Magnoliopsida; Brassicales; Brassicaceae
Source: the annotation of a GenBank genome assembly